Messenger RNA from Sodiomyces alkalinus F11, 1272 nucleotides. RefSeq names its product GTP-binding protein. Bases 1 to 1272 code for a protein of 423 amino acids. The record is from RefSeq and is a predicted model, not a curated record. Gene Ontology annotation, molecular function: ATP hydrolysis activity; GTP binding. NCBI's taxonomy places the organism in Eukaryota, Fungi, Ascomycota, Sordariomycetes, Glomerellales, Plectosphaerellaceae. Gene Ontology annotation, cellular component: cytoplasm. The transcript has 4 exons.
AUGCCGCGGAAUCCUCUUAUCGGCCUUGUGGGCAAGCCGUCCGCUGGCAAGAGCACAAUGCUCAACAGCCUGACGGAUGCCACAUCCAAAGUCGGUCGCUUCACAACGAUCGACCCCCAGCGCGCCAUCGGCUACCUUCACAUCCCGUGCGCCUGCGCGCGCCAUGGCGUCUCCGACCGCUGCAAACCCAACUACGGAUCAUGCGUGGACGGCGUACGGUCGGUACCCAUUGAACUCCUAGACGUAGCUGGGCUCGUGCCCGGCGCGCACCAGGGCAGGGGACUGGGAAACAAGUUUUUGGAUGACCUACGGCACGCAGAUGCGCUGAUUCACGUGGUGGACGCCUCGGGAACCGUCGACGCCGAGGGCAAGGAGACGCGUGGAUACGACCCUUCCGUGGACAUCGCGUGGCUUCGGAGUGAGAUCGUGGCGUGGAUCAAGGGCAACCUCUGGGAGAAGUGGGGCUCGAUCAAGAGGCGGCACAUCGCCGUCAAAGCGACGCCGGUGGAAACGUUGCAGAACCAGUUCUCGGGGUACGGCUCGACCGCCAAGGUGGUUGCGCGUGCGCUCGACCGGCUCGGCGUCAAAGAGCCGUUGGAAGAGUGGGACGAGGCCACGGUGGACCGGGUCGUGGAGGCCUUCACCGACGAGAAAUUCCCGACAGUCAUCGCGCUCAAUAAGAUCGACCACCCGGACGCCGACAAGAACAUCAGCAAGAUCGCCAAGAUGCAAGAUCCCAACACUAUCGUCCUGUGCUCGGCCAUCUCCGAGAUCUUCCUAAGGAAGAUGGCCAAGCAGAGGUACAUCAAGUACACCGAGGGCAGCGAGUUCGUGGAUACCCGGGAGGACCUGAUCGAGCAGGGCGACCCCGACGGUGGCGGACUGAGGGAACUGGAUGAGAAGAACCGGAACCGCAUCGAGAAUCUCAAAGACAUGGUGCUGUACCGUUUCGGCUCGACGGGGGUUGUGCAGGUGCUGUCCAGGGCAGCCGACUUGCUGGGUCUCGUGCCCGUAUUCCCCGUACGGAACACAGCAACUUUCGCAUCGGGCGCUUCGGAGUCCAAGGUCGUGUUUCGGGACUGUGUGCUGGUGAAGAAGAACUCCACAGUCGGCGAUGUCGCGCGAAAAGUCAUGGGCGAUGCGCCAAUAGCGUAUGUAGAGGGGGUAGGGGGUACCCGCGUUUCGGAGGACGGUGUUGUGGCAGUUGGGAAACACGAUGUAAGUGACGCCAAAGUGACAAGCGGACGUUCUCCGCCGUGGGUUUCUACGUAG